GAAAAACCAAGCAAAAGAAAGAAAGCGAGCCCGCGGGCAUGUCGUCGUUUGGACUGGAGCUGGCGGGCGUGUCGGUGGCGCUGCUGGGCUGGGCCCUGAGCGCGGUGAGCUGCGCGCUGCCCAUGUGGCGCGUGUCGGCCUUCGUGGGCGCCAACAUCGUGACGGCGCAGGUGUACUGGGAGGGCCUGUGGAUGAGCUGCGUGUUCCAGAGCACGGGCCAGAUGCAGUGCAAGGUCUACGACUCCAUGCUGGCGCUGCCCGCCGACCUGCAGGCGGCGCGCGCCCUGACCGUGGUGGCCGUGGCCGUGGGCGCCCUGGCCCUGCUCAUCGCCCUGGUGGGCGCCAAGUGCACCAACUGCGUGGAGGACCCCGGCGUCAAGGCCCGGGUGAGCGUGGCAUCCGGCGCCGCCUUCAUCGCGGCGGCGCUGGCCGAGCUGGUGCCCGUGUCGUGGUCGGCCAACACCAUCGUGGUGGAGUUCUACAGCCCCGUGGUGCUGUCGGGCCAGAAGAUGGAGAUCGGGGCGGCGCUCUACCUGGGCUGGGCCGCCGCGCUGCUGCUGCUGGUGGGGGGGGCCAUCCUGUGCUGCAACUGCCCCCCGCGCCAGGAGAACUACGUCGCGCGGCUGCCCCUGAGCCGCGCGGCCUACUCGGCCGCCCCCGCCGGCUCCGUCGCCCGCGGCUCCUACGGCAGGAAGGACUACGUGUGCGCCUUUGGUCCGCCUUUGGUCCGCGUAAGGAAGGAGCGUCGGGGCGAGGCGGCGGCCAUGUCGAUGGGCACGGAGCUGAUGGGCAUCUGCCUGGGCGCGCUGGGCUUUGUGCUGUCGGCGCUGGCGUGCGCGCUGCCCAUGUGGAAGGUGACGGCCUUCGUGGGCGCCAACAUCAUCACGGCGCAGAGCGUCUGGGAGGGCCUGUGGAUGAGCUGCGUGACGCAGAGCACGGGCCAGAUGCAGUGCAAGCUCUACGACUCCAUGCUGGCGCUGCCGCGGGACCUGCAGGCGGCGCGCGCCCUCACCGUGGUGGGCGUGGUGGUGGGCGCCCUGGGCCUGCUCAUCUCCCUGGUGGGCGCCAAGUGCACCAACUGCGUGGAGGAGCCCGGCGACAAGGCCCGGACCACCAUAACGGCGGGCGCGGCCUUGGCCCUGGCCGGCCUGCUGGUCCUGGUGCCCGUCUGCUGGACCGCCCACGUGGUGGUGCGCGACUUCUACAAUCCCAUCCUGACCAACCCGCAGCGGCGGGAGCUGGGGGCCUCGCUCUACGUGGGCUGGGGGGCCGCCGGCCUGCUGCUGAUCGCCGGCGCCAUCUUGUGCAGCGCCUGCCCGCCCAAAGAGCGCCGCUACAAGCCGCCCGGGACGGCCUACUCGGCCCCGCGCGCCGACGCCGCCGGAUACGAGCGCAAGGACUACGUCUGAAGCCAACGAGGGAAGCGAGCGUCCUCCUUCUGCCCUUCAAAUCCUCCGUCGGUCCUGAAGAACAAAGCGCAUUUCAAACUUUCAUCUUUAUUUUUGGAGAUCAAGAAGUAGUCUUGUAGAUCGAGUGUCGAGGGGGGGGGGUCUUAUUAGGUCUUUGUGUGCGUUAGUCGGUGUCGCGUUUCACUGAAACUGUCGCUUUCAACCAGCCUGCUCUCAUUUUACAUUUUGCUUCUUGAGCGCAGAUUCACUUGCGCGCGUGAGAGUGCGUGCGUGCGUGAGAGAGCGCCCACAGCGCGGCCUCCUCAUGAAGACUCCGACAUGAAGUUGAACUCUUCCUGCUUUGCUCUCGUGUUCUUUUUGUGGUUGUGUGCUCAGAGGUGUCGCCUUUCACCGAAACUCGGUGUUUAAACCAACCGGCUCUCAUUUCAUAUUUGCAUUUGCUUCUCCCUCCACGUGCGCGUCCUAUUUGCUUGCUUGCAGUGGGACAGAAAGCGAAGAUGGCCGCAAGGCCGCCCGUCCUGCGCUCGCAGUCAAACUCGAUGAACGAUUAGCGACAAGAUCGGGAAUGGAAGCUUCUCAAAAGAGCACACUUGCGCGUCACGUGACUCGCGUUUGUUUUGACUUUGAUCCGGUGGGGGCCACGCCGCGCACGAGGGCGGAAUGCGUUUGUCGAUUGAAAAAUUGAGUGCGAUCCGCACCAACCGCAUUUUGGUCACUCUCGUCCGGUACGUUUCAAUAAAGCGGCUGAAGAAAA
Messenger RNA from Hippocampus zosterae (dwarf seahorse), 2163 nucleotides. RefSeq lists its product as uncharacterized. Gene Ontology annotation, molecular function: structural molecule activity. NCBI's taxonomy places the organism in Eukaryota, Metazoa, Chordata, Actinopteri, Syngnathiformes, Syngnathidae. The record is from RefSeq and is a predicted model, not a curated record. The transcript is spliced from 2 exons. Gene Ontology annotation, biological process: bicellular tight junction assembly; cell adhesion. Bases 39 to 1409 code for a protein of 456 amino acids. Gene Ontology annotation, cellular component: bicellular tight junction; plasma membrane.